Messenger RNA from Cuculus canorus (common cuckoo), 3849 nucleotides. Its product is annotated as dynein axonemal heavy chain 17-like. The record is from RefSeq and is a predicted model, not a curated record. The transcript has 23 exons. Lineage: Eukaryota; Metazoa; Chordata; Aves; Cuculiformes; Cuculidae. The coding region runs from base 219 to 3800 and encodes 1193 amino acids.
GUGGGAGCGGCCCUGCGGCUGUGAGGCGUGUGGGCGGGGGCUGCUGUCGGUCGGCGCUGCGGACGGGGGCUGGUGGCUGCGUGAGGGCCGAGGGCUGCCACAGGCCGGUGGAGCGGGUCGGGGUGCGGAGUCUGCGCAGCCGCCGGCCGAAGCGGGGCUUUGCCUGCCACCCUCCUGCCAGGCGCUGAGGAGCUGCAGCCGAGCCCGGUGCCAGCGGGAUGUCAGCCCCACCAGACAAGCCGCACGACAUCCUGAAGAGCUAUGCGAAAAGCCUGCUGCGGACCCAGCCAGAGGAGUGGAGGAAGUUCGAGGGCAAUGAGGAGGCUGCGGCCGUGCUGGAUGAGUUCUUCCAGCAGCCGGACGUGCAGGAGUUGGUGCUGGGGCAGGAUCCCACCGGGCAGCUCCAGGCAACCGCCCAUUUCCCACCCACCCUCGAGAGCAAGGCCGUCUACUUCGUGAAGAAGAAGAGGGAGGAGAUCACCCCAGAGAACUUUCAGAGUGGGGUGAUGGUGGGAGACAUCAGCCCCUCGCCGGUGGAGCAGCUCAUUACCAUGAUGGAGGAGGUUGUGUCCCCUCUGCUCCUGAGCGAGAAGAAUAUGGCAGGCUUGCCUGGGGUGGUGGUGGAGGAGAUUGUGCAAGAAACUCGCCAGCUGAAGGAGGAGAUGUUGGUGAUGCGUGCGAAGAUCCAGGGGAAGCCGCUGCUCGUGCUGCCAGAGCACCUGGACAGCCGCUUGGCGGGGCCCAUGGACAACUCAAUGCUGCCCACCAUCGAGACCGUGGUCACGCAGUGGUCCCACCAGAUCCGAGACGUCCUGAGCAAGGACUCGGAGCAGUCGCUGCUGGAGGGGCUGCAGCUUCUGCCCAGGACCGAGAUCGACUUCUGGCACACCAGGACGGUCGCCCUGCAGUGCGUCAAUGACCAGCUGCUCUCUCCCCGAGCGACGGAGAUAGCUGAAGUUCUGGAGAAGGCCAACAGCUGCUACUGGCCAAUGCUCCAGAGCUUGCUCAGGGAUGUCAGUGCCGGCCUGGAGGAAGCCAAGGACGUCGGCCUCCACCUGCAACAGCUUCGGAUCCUGUUGGAAAAGUUGGAGCAGGCAAAUUACUUGCAGCUGCAGCCCUGCCUGGACAGGGUGCUGUGCGCCGUCUACCUCCUCCGUGCUCACUGCCAGUACUACAGCUCGCCUGCCCGGGUCAUCAUGCUCCUGCGGAAGAUCUGCAACCUCCUCAUCGAGAUGACCUGUACCUUCGUGAGCCGUGAGGGUGUGAUGAAGGGGCUGCAAGGAGAAACCCAAGAGAUCUUGGGAAGAAUCAGGCUGAGCAUUUCCACCGUGGAGAAGUUCUUCCAGUCCUACAGCACUUACUGCUCUGACCCGAUUCCCACCUUGCUCCAGGAGGAGCUACAGCUCUGGAAACUUCCUCCCUUCCUUCUGUUCAGGAGAAUGGACUCCUUCUUGCAGAGGCUCAAGACUAUCGAGGAGCUGUACCAGACAGCUAUGGAGUUCCAGAAACUGGAGAAGGCAGAGCUGGAAGGAGUGAGAGAAAAAAUCUUCAGGAGCCAGCUGUUUCAGAUCUGUGAGGAGGUCUCAGAACUCAUCAAGGCUUUUGUGGAGUGCAAAUAUGAUCCCUUAGAUCCCACCGAAGAGCAAUGGGACAAAGACUUUGCAGCAUUCCAGAAGAAGAUGGAGGACGUGGACAGGAGGCUGGCCACCACCUUCCGCCAAUGCUUUGAAGACUGCAGCCGCCUGGCAUCUGCUGUGAAGUCAGUGCACAUGUUCUCCUCCCUGCUGGAACGACCUUUGAUAAAGGCCGAAGUAUCUCCCUGUUACUCAGCCCUGCUGAGAAUGUUCCACGCGGAGCUGAAGAACGUGAGGGUGCUGUUUGAAGCCCAGACCACUUCCCUACCGUCACCUGGGGCAGGGCAAGUUAGCAACAAAAACUUGCCACCGGUGGCCGGGCAGCUGGCGUGGGCUCUGGAGCUGCAGCACCAGCUGGAGAGACCAUACAGGGACUUGUUUGCCAUCAGCCACCCUGCGAUGGCCUGUGCUGAAGCUAAAGAAGUGUCCGGGCAGUACGAAGAAAUGAUGGGACUGCUGCAAGGUUACAGUGAGAAGGUCUACGAGGAGUGGAUGCACGGAGUUGGCCAGGACUGUCACUUCGGUCUGGAGCAGCCCUUGAUUCUGAGAGACUCCGUCUCAUCCCUUCUCAGCAUGAACUUCAGCGAAACACUGGUGGCUGUUCUGCAGGAGGUGAAGUACAUGAAAUUCCUGCAGAAGAGCAGUGCUGAGAGUCUCUUUGCUCAAAAGGAGUCCUUCCAAAAGUUUGUGAACAACGUGGAACACAUCGUUGGCUGGUACAAUGAGGUGAAGCGGUGUCUGCUGCCAGUGGAGCUGUCGCUGCUGGCCGGGGAGCUGGAGGCUGUGGAGAGCACCGUCUUUUGCUACCGCGAAGGCAUCGGGGAUUACAUCCAGAAGAUGAGAGAGUGCUUGUGUGACUUGCACACCAGGGUCCAGAAAGCAAAGUUAAAUGUGGAAGCCAUUGCCCAGCUGAUGGAGGACUGCUCAGCCACGCCCGUCUUUGGAAGGAAAGACCAAAAGGAGGCAGCGCUUCUGGACCUGUCUGGGAAGGCAGAGACCUUAACCAAACGCUGUGCUGCCCUCAAGGACACAGGUGUAAAGAUCCAGAAGAUGGUGGAGGAGAAUGCACGUCUGUUUAAGGCUGACGUGUCCUCGCAGCUCUGGCUGGACUAUGUGGGAUACAUCGAUGGAAUUGUGCUGGAUGGCCUCUUCAAACUUGUGCGCAAAUCUCUGCAGCUGCUGCUCACCAACAUGGCUCCUGCUGCUGACACGGCCCCAGCCCCGUUGUUUGAGGUGCAAAUGGAGCUGCGUGAUGGUAGAGUGCGGUACCAUCCCUCAUUGGAGGCAAGAGACGACAACAGCUUCCUGGAGCUGGUGGAGAGCCUGCUCAGCGAUCUCUAUGCCUGUGCGGCGUGCGUGCCUCGGCUGCUGAAGGGGGAGCUGACCUACAAGCGCACCUUGGAGGAGCAGGCGGAGCUCAGCAGGAUGAGGGAGAAGGUGGUGUCACUGGUGGUCAGUGCCAUGACGGAAGCUGAGGAGUACAGCACUGGCUUUGAGGAGCAAGCCCAGCAGUGGCUGGAGGAUCCUGAGGACUUCCUGCAGCGACUCCUCAACUUUGGCAGUGGCGCCAGCCCUGAGGAGCUGGAGCCACAGCCAGAGGAGCCCCUGGCUCGUGGAAGCCCAUGCGUUCAGCUCUUUCAGCUGGAGAUUGACGCAUGCGAGGCCACGUACAAGGAGGUAUCAGACUUAGCCAACACCCAGGUGUUUAAGGGGUGGCUGCGGAGCGACUGCCGCCCCUUCAAGCAGGCACUGCUGGCUGCCAUCAAGUCCCGGGGCCUGGUGCUCCGGCAGCACCUCGUCAGCCACGUCACCGCCAGUCUCCAGGAGCUGGAGGGUUUCCUCCGAGACCUGGACACUGGCUUGAAUAAACCUCUGGAGGAGGGAGACUACGAUGGCUUGGUAGAAAUGAUGGGGCACGUGAGGAGGGCCAAGGAGAGGCAGGCAGCGACUGAUACCAUGUUUGAGCCCCUGAAGGAGAUGGUUGCCCUUCUCAGCAGCUAUGGAGAGCAGAUGCCAGAGGAGAUCCACCUGCAGCUCCAGGUCCUCCCCAAGCGCUGGGACAGCACUAAGAAACUCUGCUUGCAUGUAGAGAAGACUGUGGCCUCUCUGCAAGCCGACAUCAUCCCCGGGAAGUGUGGCAGUGGGGGCACGGACUCCCAACAGUGAUACAGAUGAAAUAAAGUUUAUUGAGAGAAAGUACAGCUUAUGUACCCGU